Messenger RNA from Angiostrongylus costaricensis, 438 nucleotides. The record is from the annotation of a GenBank genome assembly. NCBI's taxonomy places the organism in Eukaryota, Metazoa, Nematoda, Chromadorea, Rhabditida, Metastrongylidae.
UACGCCAGGAAAUAUCCGAUGAAAUUCUUGCAGGGUAAGGUGAAAGAAGCACAUCAGAUGCUCUCCUAUGUCACUAUGUCUCCUCCAGUUAUUCGGCGCAGCUUGGUCAUAAGAGUUCUUACUACCGAAGGACGUCUUGAUGAUGCUCUGGACGAAUUAGAGAAGUGCCUUCAUGAGGAAGACGUUAUUUUCAAUUCGGAAAACAACUGUGUUAGCAAUGAGGCGGUGAGAUUAUGCUGUCUUCAUAUAGGGAUGAAAAGGUUUCGUGCCUUACAACGGAUUAUCACUGACUAUAAUAGACGUAGUUCAAAAUCUAUUGAUGACCUACUACAUUCUCCUCUCCAUGUGACCUCAACCGAAGAAGAUUUUGUUGAUGAAAAGACUGAUCAUCUAAAGAAAAUAAAGAAAAAUAAGCGACGAUAUCGACCCGUAAUUUAG